CGCAACUAACCAAUUCACCCCGCUUCUGCCUGAACCUGUCAAUACAUACAGUUGAAGAGCGCUUCACGAACACCAGAUCUCCAGUCUCCAUGAGCCUGAAUAUCCCCUCCAAGAAUCCCAUCAGCAGCCAUCACCUCCAUACACUCACUAAAAGCUACACCCGUCCAAUAUGCCCUCCCGCAAAUCCAAAUCCAACCCCAAAUCCAACCUCCCCCGCAACCGCUGGUCCAUGUACCCAGCCCUGCACAGCGACGUCCUCAACCACCUGAGCUCCUCCCUCCCAAUCACCUCGCUAACCUUCCAUCCCUUCGACGACGCCACCAGCAGCAAAAAAAGAAUACGACACGAACAUCAUGGGCCGUUUCGUCUGCUCAAACGACUCAUGCACGUCGACCGGCUGGACGAGCAAGAAGAUCGCCAUUACGAUCCGGCUGUACCCAAGGGACGAGUACAAUGCACGGGUGUAUCAUCAGCGCUGUAAGAAGUGUAAUUCGCUUAGUCGGCCGUUUUUGGAUGAGGACAGCUAUGCGGAGAGGAUUGCAUAUCGCUUGAAGAAGUGGUAUGGGGUUGAUGUGGAGAGGCCUGUGUACGAUGAGAGGAAGAGGACUAAGCCGCAUAAUAGGGAGUUGUGUGAGGGGUGUAGGGCUGGGAGGUGUUCGUUUGCGGAGGUGUGGGAUGAGGAUGAUAAUUGGUAGAAAGGGAGGGAUUUGAAUGGUAAUGGGAUUGGUAUUUGGUCAGUCUGGUGUUAUAUCAUAUUGAGUAGGAGCAUGGGAUAUUGAGCGAUAUUUGCAAUGACAGACAUGAUACAGUUUGCUUGGGUACAGAGUUCCCAGUAACUAUGAAGCAAUACAGCGAUAAA
Messenger RNA from Aspergillus piperis CBS 112811, 859 nucleotides. RefSeq names its product 3CxxC-type zinc finger protein. Lineage: Eukaryota; Fungi; Ascomycota; Eurotiomycetes; Eurotiales; Aspergillaceae. Bases 354 to 695 code for a protein of 113 amino acids. The transcript has a single exon. The record is from RefSeq and is a predicted model, not a curated record.